CGUCCGAAGAUGAUCGAUGAUCAAGAUCUGGGUUUCUUUGCCAAUUUUCUUGGCGUCUUCAUCUUUGUGCUGGUGAUAGCAUACCAUUUUGUUAUGGCUGACCCAAAGUUUGAAGGGAAUUAGGAAAGCUUUUUAAGUUAAUGAUGUAAUUUUCGUUUUGUAGACUGAGAUGUUUUGCUAAUAGAUAUUCGAUUUCAUGCUAUCAAGACUAAAGGUUUCUUGCUAUACUCAUGUGCGAUAACAUAAACUUUGUUUGUUUUCAUGAAACUUUGGUUGAAAAAGUAAUGAAAAUACUGAAUUUAUAUUGAGAUUA
Messenger RNA from Vigna unguiculata (cowpea), 313 nucleotides. Its product is annotated as dolichyl-diphosphooligosaccharide--protein glycosyltransferase subunit 4A. The record is from RefSeq and is a predicted model, not a curated record. Lineage: Eukaryota; Viridiplantae; Streptophyta; Magnoliopsida; Fabales; Fabaceae.